Chenopodium quinoa (quinoa) is the source of this 901-nucleotide messenger RNA. RefSeq names its product protein disulfide-isomerase 5-1-like. The transcript has 5 exons. The record is from RefSeq and is a predicted model, not a curated record. The coding region runs from base 54 to 524 and encodes 156 amino acids. Gene Ontology annotation, cellular component: endoplasmic reticulum. Gene Ontology annotation, biological process: protein folding. Lineage: Eukaryota; Viridiplantae; Streptophyta; Magnoliopsida; Caryophyllales; Amaranthaceae. Gene Ontology annotation, molecular function: protein disulfide isomerase activity.
AGCCGUAUUUGGAGAGUAUUAACGAACACGAACACGAACACGAAGAGAGAAGCAUGAGAAUAGCAAUGGCGGACAGCAGGAGGUUUCAAUUCAAAGUAUCACCAUGUCUUCUCCUCCUCCUUCUCCUUCUCACCAUUCAUACACGAUGCAGAGCUGAUGUUAUUACCCUAACUGAAGAUAUUUUCUCCGACAAGAUAAAGGAGAAGGAUACUGCUUGGUUCGUGAAAUUCUGUGUUCCAUGGUGUAAGCACUGUAAGAAUUUGGGAUCAUUGUGGGAAGACUUGGGGAAGGCCAUGGAAGGGGAAGAUGAGAUUGAAGUUAGACAAGUUGACUGCAGUACUAGUAAACCCGUUUGUUCCGAAGUUGAUAUUCAUUCAUAUCCAACAUUCAAGCUCUUCUACAAUGGUGAAGAAGUUGCAAAAUAUCAGGGGAAACGAGAUGUAGAAUCACUUAAAGCAUUUGUUUUGGAAGAAACAGAGAAAGCAGCAGCAAAAGCAGAAAAUGACAUUGACAGAGAAUUAUAGCUUAUAUUGGAUUUUACAGAAGCUGGUAUGGUAUGUUAUCAUCAGAAUCAAUGUGCAAAAUGUGGCAAGCCUAGAAUUCAGAAACCGAUCAUAUGAUUGAUCCCAGGGUUGUCAUCAGAAUCAAUGUGCAAAAUGUGGCAAGCGUAAAAUGUAGUGAUCAUGAAUAAUUUUUGAUAUUGAAUGUACAUUGGCGUUCAUCAGCCCAUAACUUUGAGAUUUCUGCUAGCUAUGCAGUCUUUAUUCUAUUAUACCACAGAGGAUGGGUCGAUAUGAAAAAGAAAACGCAUGUAACAUUAGAUUAAUUAACAUUGUACUGAAUAUUGCAGCGUCUGGCGUGCUGGAAAGUUAUUAUAUACGGGCUGAAUUUUCGUUUUCCA